Messenger RNA from Zonotrichia albicollis (white-throated sparrow), 3512 nucleotides. NCBI's taxonomy places the organism in Eukaryota, Metazoa, Chordata, Aves, Passeriformes, Passerellidae. The record is from RefSeq and is a predicted model, not a curated record.
AUCCAAUGAAUGCCCUGCAGAAUCUCACUGGGGGUCCUGCAGCAGGGGCACCUGGCAUGGGCAUGCCCUCCCGAGCUCAGGGGGCACCCAUGACUGGCAUGACAGGCCUUGGUCCCAUGGCACAGCAGAUGAGCCUCCCAGGGCAGCAGCAGCCGCCUGGCACCUCAGCCAUGGCCCCUCAUGGCAUGCCUGGUGUCUCUACAGCUACUCAGCAGACCCAGCUUCAGCUGCAGCAGAUAGCGCAGCAGCAGCAGCAGCAGCAGNGUGCAAUCUUUGUCUUUUCUUUUUGUCUGCUCAGUUUUCAGUGCUCUCAACAUGAAUUCUCAUUUGAUGAAGCCAUGAGGAAAGCUGGUGUUGCCCAUAACAAAUCCAGCAAAGAUAUGGAGAGCCAUGUGUUUAUGAAGGCCAAAACAAGGAUGCAACAGAUGCAGCAGCAACAGCAGCAGCAGCAGCAACAACAGCAGCAGGUUGCUCAGGCACAGCAGCCUCAGCUCCCACCACAGUCCCAGCCUCAGCCCCAGCCCAUGGUGUCUCAGCCUCAGGCAAUCUCAGGACAAAUCCCCAGCCAGGUUAUGCCUGUCACUCUCACACCACAGCAGUUAAAAGCUAUGCAGGUGAGAGCGCAGCUGGUGCAGCAGCAGCAGCAGCAGGCAGCAGCAGCAGCAGUGCAGGCAGCUCAGGCCCAGGCUGCUCAGAUGGGAGCCUCAGGGCAGGCUGAAAGAGAAAAGCUCACUAACGUCCCCUCCAUGCUCCCCCUCCCCGGUCCCGCAGGCCGCAUGUGCUUCUCAUCCUGCCAGUGCACUGCAUUUCUUGUUUUGCGAUUACUUUUGUCUGUUGUCCCUCUGUCCUCAAAGAUGAUCACCGCACCCCUGGCCCGAGGUGGGAUGCAAAUCAGACCACGGUUCCCGCCUGCCCCCGCGGUGCCGGUGCCGGCUCCACCUCCAAGCUCCGUGCCCUUGGGCGGACAGCCAAUGCCACAGGUCAGCCAGAGCAGCAUCACCAUGAUGUCCUCCCCCUCUCCUGUGCAGCAGGCUCAGACUCCCCAGGCCAUGCCUCCCCCCCCACAGCCCCAGCCCUCUCCUCAGCCAGGCCAGCCAAAUUCCCAGCCAAACUCCAAUGUCAGCUCUGGCCCUGCUCCAUCACCCAGCAGCUUUCUCCCCAGUCCCUCUCCGCAGCCCUCACAGAGCCCAGCAGCUGCACGAACACCCCAGAACUUCAGUGUCCCAUCCCCAGGGCCUCUCAACACUCCAGGAAAUCCAAAUUCUGUCAUGAGUCCAGCCAGCUCUGGUCAGUCAGAGGAGCAACAGUAUCUGGAAAAACUCAAACAACUUUCGAAAUACAUCGAGCCACUCCGGAGGAUGAUCAAUAAAAUAGAUAAAAAUGAAGACAGGAAGAAGGACCUGAGCAAAAUGAAGAGUCUCUUGGAUAUCCUGACAGACCCUUCCAAACGGUGCCCCCUGAAGACGCUGCAGAAAUGUGAAAUUGCUCUGGAGAAGCUGAAAAACGAUAUGGCUGUGCCAACUCCACCACCUCCCCCAGUGCCCCCCACCAAGCAGCAGUACCUGUGCCAGCCCCUGCUGGACGCUGUUCUGGCCAACAUCCGCUCGCCCGUGUUCAACCAUUCCCUGUACCGCACCUUCAUGCCGGCCAUGACGGCCAUCCACGGGCAGCCCAUCACAGCCCCCGUUGCUUCCCCUCGGAAGCGGAAAUACGAGGAGGAUGAAAGACAGACCAUCCCAAAUGUCCUACAAGGAGAAGUUGCAAGAUUAAAUCCUAAAUUCCUGGUGAACCUGGACCCUUCACACUGCAGUAAUAAUGGCACAGUUCAUCUCAUAUGCAAGCUAGAUGACAAGAAUCUUCCAAAUGUCCCCCCACUCCAGCUCAGUGUCCCAGCAGACUAUCCAGACCAGAGCCCUCUGUGGAUAAAGAACCCCAGGCAGUAUGCAGCCAAUCCCUUUUUGCAGUCAGUGUACAGAUACAUGACUUCCAAACUCUUGCAGCUGCCAGACAAGCAUUCAGUCACAGCUCUGCUGAACACCUGGGCACAGAGCAUCCGCCAGGCCUGUCUGUCUGCUGCAUAACAGCUCCUGCUCCUGCAGCCAGGAGGAACCCAAACAGCUGGCCAAGAUCUCCCACGAGCCACUGCACAACCACAGCAUGGCAGGUGACUUCAGAAGAAAGAAGCCUUAUGUUGUUUUGUUCCUAGGUUGGCAGGUUCAGUAGAGAACCUGAGGUUAGACUUAGCUUUCAUGCUUUUUAUCUUCUGCCUCUGUGGACUUUUGCCAGCAUUUUCAGAUAUACAAAAUGUGUAUAUAUGGUUCUCAAGACUGUAUUUAGGAUGAGUUUUUUAUUGUCUUCUUAGAGAAGAAAUUAUUUGUGGACUUCCAUCAGGGAGUCUGGUAUAAGAGGGGGUAGGGAAAAAUGUCCUAAUUUGCUUCAAAAUUUGCUCAGUGCCAGUAUUUCUUUCACACUGUAUGUUUUGUGACCUGACACUGCCCCAGAAAUAAAUGAGCUGCAGCUCAGAUGUGCUUGCAAACUUGCCAGUGGGUGCAGGAAAUCCUUGUGACUAUGAAUUAGCUUUGCCCAGAGAUGGGAUAAAUGACGUCCUUUUAAGGCAUCCCUCAAAUAUGUGAGAUAAAUCUGCAUAAUUAUACUUGGGGGUGGGAAUGUGGAACCAAACACAGCAAAAAAGGUUUCAUUUUAUAAAACCUUUUAUAGCUUAUUUUAAAUGCAACUUUGUAUAAAUGGUUUUUGGUUAGCAUGGACCAGGUUUCUCACCCCAGGUAAGGUUGAUGAGAAAUAAGAGAUCCUGAUGUGCACACUCUGAGUUCCUCUGUAAAUUCAGUAAAUGUGCACAUAAAGAUGGGGGAACCAACACUUAAAGGCCAAGUGACACUGAUCAGUCCAGCAGGUUUGUAGCUGCAUUUCUUCCUUUCAGAGUCCUUCUGAGGCACCUGGCUUCCAGUGGGAGUUAAUGCAGUGCACUGAAACUGUUUCUAUACUACAUCAGUUUGUUUAAACAAAAAAGGCAAAAAAAUCCAUCUCAGGAGUAGAACUGACAAUUAAUCCAUUGUGCCUUCAGCUGUGGUGGGCACUCAGAGCAGUCAGCAGCUGCCUUAGUGUGGGCACUUUGAAUGAAAACAUUACCACAAGUAACUCUAAUUUAAUGAAUUUUUCAUACUUCCCCAUGUGUCCCAAGUUCCUCCUUCUUGAGUUCCUGAGGUGCAGGAGAAUUUCAAAUAUGAGAUAUUCCAAUUAUAUCCUGCCCCAUCUCUGUAUGGUGCAGCAAACCUUAAAGAGUAGCUGGGCUCUCUUACAGGAGUGUCAAGAAAUUGCUGUGACCUCUGUAAAUCCAUGUGGUGUCAUCAGUUCCAGGCUGUUUUUAAAUGUGGGUACUCAGUGAGCACUGACUGAGGCAGCAGAAUGCUGUCAGGAUUUUGUACAUGAGCUAAUGCAUUAUCUGUCUGUUUCUACUGUAAUAAAUUUAUUACUAUUCCUGUGUUGGAUGCUGA